Molecule: messenger RNA, 2245 nt
Organism: Conger conger (European conger)
Lineage: Eukaryota; Metazoa; Chordata; Actinopteri; Anguilliformes; Congridae
Product: zinc finger protein 501-like
Exons: 2
Coding region: 202-1737 (511 amino acids)
Biological process (GO): regulation of DNA-templated transcription
Molecular function (GO): RNA polymerase II cis-regulatory region sequence-specific DNA binding; DNA-binding transcription factor activity, RNA polymerase II-specific
Source: RefSeq, a predicted model, not a curated record
AAUAACUGCCUACUCAGCUAGCCAGCCAGCACUUGGGAAGCGGUUUCGAUAGCUAGCUACUUAGCUAGCUGUGAUUAAUAAACCAAAUGCUUGGACAUGUUUUGAAAGCACCUGUUCAUAUUUGUGAAGAAACAGGAGCUGUAUUCAGGAAAAUGAUGUGUCGUUGUUGAGCAGCACCUGGGAGCCUGGGUGGUGCAGGAAAUGGGGACCUCACUCAAGAGGGAGUGGGAAACAAGGUCUCUGAGCAGCGUCGAGCCGCAGGUGCGCAGCGGGCCAGAGUCCAAGGCCGGGGACACUGAACCCGGUCCCAGCACCCCAAAACCAGAGGGCCUUCCCAGAGGAGUCGAAACGCCAGCCUCUAGGAUCAGGCAGGGGUCAGAAAUCACAGAAGCAGAAUCAGGUGAGGACUCUAGUGAGAGCUCCGUCCUUGCCAGGACGCGCAGUUUUAAUAUUGUGGAGCUGGAUUCGCUGUCCAGCGGAGAGUCGGAGCCGCAUGACUCCGAGACGGACGACGACCCGGACUACGUGGAAGCGGAGCGCUACUCCGACGACCAGUGUUACAAUGCGGAGGACAUGGAGCUCAGCAUCAUCAAGUGCGAAUCUAACGAGAGCUUGGUGGACGAGCACGUGAAGACGGACGUGCCGGGAUGUGCGGCGGAGGGCAUAAUGCAGCCGUGCACCCAGGACCCAAAGAGGGACUCUGCAAACGGCUUACGAAGUCGAGAGAAGCAGGGCCACAUAUGCCCAGACUGCGGUAGGUUUUUUAAGCGCGUGUCGUACCUGAUCAGACAUUACGAGUCGCACGUAGCGGAUUCCCCAUUCACCUGCAUCGCUUGUGGCAAGAGCUUUCCCAUUGCGAGCAAACUUAAACGACACCUGCGGAUCCACUCCAAUGCCAGGGCGUACGUCUGCAUGCAGUGCGGUAAGAGUUUCAAUGAUCCAAGCCACCUCAAAACCCACAAGCAUACUCACACUGGAUUAAAGCCACAUAGCUGCACCGAAUGUGGGAAACGUUUUAGCACUGCCGGCAAUUUAAAGAGUCACCUACAGAUUCAUUCAGGUGAAAAACCACACAGCUGCACUCAGUGUGGAAAGAGUUUCACUCACGGGUCCUAUUUAAAAACACAUCUGCGAACUCAUUUGAAUGACAAUCCAUUUAGGUGUUCACAGUGUGGAAAGACUUUUGCCAAUGGACCUAAGUUGAUAAUUCACCAGCGAAUUCAUUCAGGUGAGAAGCCAUUUAAGUGCACCCAAUGUGGGAAGUGCUUCAAUCAGGCAGGCUAUCUCAAAAUCCACCAGCGGACACAUUCAGGUGAAAGGCCGUUUGUGUGCACUCAGUGCGGGAAGCGUUUUUCUUUUGCCUGCAAUCUCGAAACCCACCGGAGAAUUCAUUCAGGUGAGAAACCAUACUCGUGCACGUUGUGCGAAAAAAGUUUUGGUGACGCGUCGCAUUUCAAAAAACACCAGCGAUACCAUUCAGGUGAGAAACCCAUUACCUGUGAAGUAUGUGGGAAAAGCUUUUCCGAUGUUGCAAGAUUUAACAAUCACAAACGGGUUCAUUCUGGUGAGAGACCAUUUACCUGCACUCAGUGCGGAAAAACUUUCACCCAUCAGUCGAAUCUCGCAAGGCAUCGGAAGACCCAUACGGGGGAACGACUGCACCGUUGUGGCCAGUGUGGAAAGAGUUAUGCCCGAGCGUCCGGUUUGAAAACCCACCAGCGAAGUCACGUAAAAUAGAAACUGCAGAGCAGAAUUUACAAGCAGGUGAGAAUGGACAUUUUCAUGUAUUUAAAAUGAAAAAAAAAAAACAUUAAAACACUGUGUAUAAUAUAUACAUGUACACAAAAGACAAUUUGCACCUUAUAAAUCAAAAGGUACUAUCAAAUUCACUGUAUGAGAUUACAGCUAUUCUUGGUUACAGUUCUCAGAUUGGCGAAAUAUGCGACCGCAUGCAUAAAUCGAGUCAUUCCAAAUUGCCCCACGCGCCAUCAAUUAGUGUUCUGUGGGUUGGUAGGUAUCAAGGAGUUAAAUGGAAUUCAAAUACUGAAUAUUUUAGUUUCCAAAGUAGAAGCUGGCCACCGUUUACAAAAACAAACAUUUGAUUAACCACAUUUUGAGAAUUACUAAUACUGGAUUUAGUGUGAAUUUCUAUCAUCUAAUUUCCAAUAAAAAAAUGUUACAGAGAUCAGGUUUUCCUUUUAUCGAAUCAUACAGUUCACAUCAUCGUUUAUGAUUUUCAAAUGUG